AUGACGCAGAAUGGACACACCGGUCUCGAGGGCUCGAUGAGCUCCCUCAACGUCAACGGCGGAAGCGCUCCCGCUCCUCGCGCCGCUUACGUUCCCCCUCACCUCCGCAAGGCUCGCGUUGAGGGUGCCGCGCCCCCCGUUCCCGCUGUCGGCGCGCCUGCCCAACUCGCUCCCCCUGCGGCUGGCGGGGGCGGCGGAUGGGGCGGCAACCCCGCCGCGCCCGCGUUCGUCCCUCGCACCGACAGCUGGAGCACCGGCCAGCGCACGGGCGGCGGAGGAGGAUUCGGCGGAGGCGCACCUCGCUCGGGCGGCAGUUUCGGCGGCAGCGCCUUCGCCGGCCGCGACGGCUUUGGCUCGUGGCAGGGCGGCAAGCACGUCCCGGGCCAGUCGAACGCGCGCCUCGAGAAGGAGCUCUUUGGCGAGGUCGGCGACGGCACCAAGCAGACGACCGGCAUCAACUUUGACGCCUACGCCGACAUCCCCGUCGAGGCGACCGGCACCGACGUCCCCGAGCCCAUCACCGAGUUCCUCCCGCCCAUCGACGCCCACCUCCUCGAGAACAUUGCCCUCGCGCACUACAAGACCCCGACGCCCGUCCAGAAGUACUCGGUCCCCAUCGUCGCCGGCGGCCGCGACCUCAUGGCUUGCGCCCAGACCGGCUCCGGCAAGACGGGCGGCUUCCUCUUCCCCAUCCUCUCGGCGCUCUUCACGUACGGCCCGCGCCCGAACCCCAUGGCGGACAACCAGCCCCGCUUCGGCCGCGGCCGCAAGGCGUUCCCGACCGCGCUCGUCCUCGCCCCGACCCGCGAGCUCGUCUCGCAGAUCCACGACGAGGCCCGCAAGUUUGCCUACCGCUCGUGGGUCCGCCCCGCCGUCGUCUACGGCGGCGCCGACAUCGGCUCGCAGCUCCGCCAGCUCGACCAGGGCUGCGACCUCCUCUCUGCCACCCCCGGCCGCCUCGUCGACUUGAUGGAGCGCGGAAGGAUCUCGCUCGCCAACGUCCGCUACCUCGUUCUCGACGAGGCUGACCGCAUGUUGGACAUGGGUUUCGAGCCCCAGAUCCGCCGCAUCGUCCAGCAGGCCGACAUGCCGGACGUCAUGGACCGCCAGACGCUCAUGUUCUCGGCGACCUUCCCCCGCGAAAUCCAGAUGCUCGCCCGCGACUUCCUCAAGGACUACAUCUUCCUCUCCGUCGGUCGCGUCGGCUCGACGUCGGAGAAUAUAACUCAAAAAAUAGAGUACGUGGAGGACGAGGACAAGCGCUCGGUGUUGCUCGACAUCCUCUACGCGAUCCCGGCCGGCGGCCUCACCCUCAUCUUUGUCGAGACCAAGCGCAUGGCCGACUUGCUCGAGGGCUUCCUCGCGCAGAACAACUUUGCGGCGACCUCGAUCCACGGCGACCGCUCGCAGCGCGAGCGCGAGUACGCCCUCGAGACGUUCCGCUCGGCCCGCACCCCGAUCAUGGUCGCGACCGCCGUCGCCGCGCGCGGUCUCGACAUCCCCAACGUGACCCACGUCAUCAACUACGACCUCCCGUCCGACAUCGACGACUACGUCCACCGCAUCGGUCGUACCGGACGCGCGGGCAACACGGGUCAGGCGACGGCCUUCAUCAACGGCGGCAACCGCAACAUCGUCCGCGACUUGAUCGAGCUCCUCCGCGAGGCCAAGCAGGAGGUCCCGCAGUGGCUCGACGCGAUGGGUCGCCAGAGCACCGGCUUUGGAGGCGGACGUGGACGCGGAGGAGGACGCGGCCGCUCGGGACCGACUCGCGACUUCCGCUCGGGAGCAGGAGGCGGCGGCAACCGUUUCGCUGGCGGCAACAGUUUCGGCGGAGCGGCGUCGGGCGGAUGGAGCGCGCCGGCUGCCUCGUCGUACGGCCCGCCGCGCAUGGGCGGGACCGGCAACGGCUUCUACCAGGCGCCUUCGUAUGGCGGUGCAGGUGCCGGAGGAGGAUCCUCCGCGUGGUACUGA
This is a messenger RNA of Rhodotorula toruloides NP11, 1974 nucleotides long. RefSeq names its product ATP-dependent rna helicase ded1. Gene Ontology annotation, cellular component: nucleus. NCBI's taxonomy places the organism in Eukaryota, Fungi, Basidiomycota, Microbotryomycetes, Sporidiobolales, Sporidiobolaceae. Gene Ontology annotation, molecular function: ATP binding; RNA helicase activity; RNA binding. The record is from RefSeq and is a predicted model, not a curated record. Bases 1 to 1974 code for a protein of 657 amino acids. The transcript is spliced from 3 exons.